Messenger RNA from Lodderomyces margitis, 762 nucleotides. RefSeq names its product nicotinamidase (gene PNC1). The coding region runs from base 1 to 762 and encodes 253 amino acids. Lineage: Eukaryota; Fungi; Ascomycota; Pichiomycetes; Serinales; Debaryomycetaceae. The record is from RefSeq and is a predicted model, not a curated record. The transcript has a single exon.
AUGCUUCUCUUUGCAACAUUGACUCUUGUCAAUUUUAAAACUUUGGGAACUUUCCGUUCUUUCGAGAUUGUGCGCAUUAAUCAUUCAACAAUGACUAAAAAGGCCCUAGUUGUUGUUGACUUACAAGAGGAUUUCCUACCACCAAGUGGAUCACUAGCAAUAGCCAAUGGAAGGUCGGUUGUUGAGCCCAUCAUAAAGCUAAUCAGUGAUCCGUAUGUGAAGCAAUGGUCAUUGGUAAUUGCAACGCAAGAUUGGCAUCCAUCAAACCAUACAUCGUUUGCUUCCCAACAUGGCGUAGAGCCGUUUACCGAGUUGGAUUUUGAACAUCCCGAAUCGGGAAGAGUCAAGAAACAAUUUGUGUGGCCCAUUCACUGUGUUCAGGGUAGUACAGGUGCCGAGUUGGAGCUGAAGUUUUCGAAAGCUUUUGGAGAAAUUGAUGGCGUUCCUACAGCAAACGUGAAAAAAGGAUACUUGCAAGAUCGGGAAUACUACUCAUGCUUCCAGGAUACGUGGGGGUUGCAUCAUACAGAAAUGAAGCAGGUUCUACUCGACAAUGCCAUUGAUGAAGUUGUGUUUGUGGGACUUGCCUUUGACUACUGUGUAUUAAAUUCAGCCAUUGACUCUGCAAAACUGUUCAAAACAUAUGUGGUAAAGAGCUUGAGUAAAAGUGUAUCGCCAGAGAAUGAUUCAAAAACGGAACAGCUUUACAAAGAUGCUGGCGUGAUUGUUGUUGACGAUAUACUGGAUAUCAUUCAAAGCUAA